Molecule: messenger RNA, 1857 nt
Organism: Silurus meridionalis
Lineage: Eukaryota; Metazoa; Chordata; Actinopteri; Siluriformes; Siluridae
Product: zeta-sarcoglycan
Exons: 8
Coding region: 136-1077 (313 amino acids)
Biological process (GO): heart contraction; cardiac muscle tissue development
Cellular component (GO): sarcoglycan complex; sarcolemma
Source: RefSeq, a predicted model, not a curated record
GCGUGCACGCGCGUGUGUGUGUGUGUGUGUGUGUGUGUGUGUGCGUGCGUGUGAAUGUGUGUGUGAGUGUGUGUGUGAGUGUGUUGUGGUGGUGUUUUUUUCUUAUCGGCGCAGACUUCCGCUCAUCGCGCGCGCAUGGAGCGAUCGGCAUCGCUGGACAUCGAGGCGCUGAAGAUGACCCAGGAGCAGUAUAUUUUGGCGUCCCAGCCGAGCAGCCUGCAGAGGCCAGGUUGCCCUGCUGCAUACCCGGUGGGCAUCUACGGGUGGCGUAAACGCUGUCUUUACUUCUUCAUCCUCCUCCUCCUUGUCACAAUGAUUGUCAACCUUGCGCUCACCAUCUGGAUCCUGAAGGUCAUGAAUUUUACAGUGGACGGGAUGGGGGAUCUACGCAUCACCAAAGAAGGCGUGAGGUUAGAAAGUGUCUCCGAGUUUCUUCUUCCUCUGUACGUGAAGGAGAUUCAAUCGAGACGGGACAGUCCACUGGUCCUACAGUCAGACAGGAAUGUGACGGUGAAUGCACGGAACGACCUUGGCCAGCUCACAGGACAGCUUACUGUGGGAUCGGAGACAGUGGAGGCUCAGUGCCAGAGGUUUGAGGUCCGGAGCUCAGAUGGAGACAGAGUGCUGUUCUCCGCAGAUGAGAAUGAGAUCAGCAUCGGCACUGAGAAGCUGAGAGUGACAGGUAACCGAGGAGUUGUUUUUGCUCAUUCGGUUGAGACGCCACACAUUCGAGCCGAACCGUUCCAAGAUCUAAAGCUGGAGUCUCCGACUCGGACCCUAACAUUGGAAGCGCCGAAAGGUGUGGAGGUAAACGCGGGCGUGGGGGAGUUCAGAGCAUCCUGCAGGAAAGAGCUCACUCUGGAGUCUUCUGAAGGGGAGAUCUUUCUCAACGGCAAGUCGAUCCGCAUGCCGAAUCUUCCUCACGGCAGCGUCGACUCUCUGCUCAGCCCGGGCACCAGCUACCCAAAACACACUGUCUACGAGGUGUGCGUGUGUCCGAGCGGCAAACUCUACCUGUCCCCCGCGGACAGCGCCUCCACCUGCCAGACCACCAACAGUGUGUGUUUAUGGAGCUGAGAGUGGCGUGGGGGCUUCGCCCGACACCAGAAAGGCCUUCCUUCACUUCCUCCUCAACUCUUUCUUUCCCUUCUUCAACCUUUCCAUCCGACACGUUUGCGUCAACGCCUCCACGUCCGAGCGUCGGGACAGUUUCAGACUGAACAUUGGUACAGAAAUGGAGGAUUCUGUGGUACUUUUUUGUUUGCAUUAUUGUUCACACUUCAGAGUCUUUUACCCAUUCUCCUAUCUUCUUUUUCAUCCCAUUUUCCUCCUCCCAUUUUUCCUUCCUUCAGGAAUUCAGGAAUCGGAACAAACUCGGCUAGCAGCCUCAUCUUCCCAAUCUGUAAAUGGAGCAAAAACUCGAUUUCUUUUUCUUUCCUCUCUUCUUGUUUUUGGUACUCCUAUUUUUGUAAGACCCUCUGCCCCCAGUGGAGACUUCUGGGAAAAUUUUGACGAGAGGCCGGGAGCAGGCUAAAGAAAACGAGCACACACAAGAGUGUGUUUUUCUAAAGAAAGCGAUACACAGGUGCCUUUGCUGUUGUCGGAAAAAACAAAGCACACGUUCACCCGCGAACCAUCCCCCAGAACACGCCGGCAAAAAAAAGGGGAGCGCUAAUUAACGUCUUUUUUGACACUUCGACCAGGAAAGACGAAUCCAAUGUAGUCCAAAUUCUGUCCUUUUCACUUUUGGACUUUUUCUCUUUUCGGGGAACAAAGCACAAGAUUAUGCCAUGUAUAUAGGAAACUCAAUAAAUAAUAAUAAAAAGAGAAAGUUUAUUUUAAACAUUUUAUAUUCAA